Messenger RNA from Adineta ricciae, 510 nucleotides. The record is from the annotation of a GenBank genome assembly. NCBI's taxonomy places the organism in Eukaryota, Metazoa, Rotifera, Eurotatoria, Adinetida, Adinetidae.
AUGUUAACUUCGCGUGUCACGGACUUUUGUCAACGAGUACUAAAGUUCUGGUUUUCAAACGAUCGUUGGAUGUCAUUGGAUCAUCCGCCGGAUAAAAAUACGCCAAUUAGCGGAACGGUUGUCAUGCGGUGGUUUGCUGUCUCGAAAGAAUUUGAUCAACAAAUACGAGACAAUUUUCAAGAAGAUUUACUUUACCUACUGAACAACCACGAACAAGUUUCUGCUACUGUCCAUCAUCCUGUAUAUGCCUUAGCCUGUGUAAUUGCGUUUGAUCAAUUCCCGCGAAAUAUAUACCGUGGUGAUGCACGUGCAUUUUCAUUUGAUGACAAAGCCAAAGCACUAAGCGAGUCAUUGAUCGCUCAUCAAGGUGAUAAACGGUUACCGUACGUCGAACGCACCUUUAUUUAUCUACCAUUUGAACACAGCGAAAACCUUGAUGAUCAAGAUAGAGCUGUAGAACACUUUCGUAGUUUGAGUUUAUCAGAGCCGCGGAACAACAUCGUGAUAUAA